UUAAGAGCGUUCAUCACCCCCUAAUUUCUAUUACAUGGAUAACUCUUUUGCUUUAAAAGAUAUUUUAAUGAGAUCUUCACUAGUAUUUUUUAAAUAUUUAGCAGAAGAAGCGAAGUUAUUGGUUUAUUAUUUUUUUUUAAAUAUUGAUAUUUUUCUUUUUAAUAAAAAAAAAAUAUAAAAAAAUAAAUAAGUUCGCCUCUAGUAAAUGCGUUUUUAAGAAAUUAACCCUAAUAACAUUUUAUGAAAUUUUUAAUAAUAAACCUAGCAAACGUGUAAUAGCAAAAUAUGGCAAUUUUCAUCAAAUUUUAGAAUAUUUACUACGUCUCGGCAUACUUGGCAGCAUUGCUUUAUGCUUUAUCGAUCCAAGAUCUACUGGCGAGCGUCGUUCCCGUGUCACCCCAAUGUUAAAAAAUAUUAAUAUAUAGUAAUGUAAUAAAUUAUGUAGGUUGAAUAUUAACAAAUACGAAAAGUUUGGACUACCUGAUUUUAGUUAUUUUUCGAACUUUUGCCCACAAUCCUUUUUGGUUUGUGAUGUAGCGUUGAUGUGUUUAUAAAUUUGCCGUACGCUGCAAUAUUAUUAAUAAUUGUUAUUAGUAGGCAACUAAUAACAAUUAAUAAUAUUAGGUACUUAGGUUAGAUUAGUAGGAUAUUUAGUAAAUUUUGUUUUUUUUUGUUUGAAUUUUUAAGUCUGUCUGCAAGCGACUGUCGCCGCGCCAUCGCGUCGCCUCGGUGCCGCCUUACCCCAUUGUUAAACAAUAAUGUUAUAUUAUACACAGGUAGAAUAAUGAGAAAAACGAAAAUUUUAGACUGGGUACCUGAAUAACUGUAACUUUUUACGUACCCUAACACUUUUUAGUUUGUGAUGUGCCGUUGCAUGUAUAUGGAAGUCUGUCGUGUGCUAUUUUUGUGAAAACUGUGAACUUUACUGUUAUAGUGUUUUUGUUUUUAUUGUGCAAGAGCAGUUAUUUUUUGAAAAAUUGGGAAAACGUAAAGACGGUAAAUCCAAGGUUUACUAUUCGCGCCGGAAAUCAAGGAAACACAAAAAGAGUUAUUAUCUAACUAAUACCAAAAAUACUUUCCGUACUUCUGCUACUGAAAGUAUGCCAAUUCAUAACACAUCUGAAGAGGAAAUAGAAGUUGAAAGACAAAGAACAUCUCCUGAUACCAUAACUGACUACGUUAUAGAAGGAAGGAGAAUCGUAGAUAUUCAGAAGCUUUUUAAAGAAAUCCAGAAUUUAUCCAGACACCCUCCAUUUAAUUGCACAAUUGCAGAUAUGAACAUUUUGACGGAAAAUAGAAAAGGCUUAAAAAGUUCAAUUUUACUAAAGUGCAAAAUGUGCAAUUUAGAAAAAUACCUCAAUCUGUUUACUCAAGAUGAGUCUGAAACAUCCAUGGACAUAAAUGCCGCAGCAGCCUUAGCAACCAUUUCAACGGGUAUUGGAUUUACUGCCGCGGAAGAAUUUAUGGCCAUACUGGAUGUCCCUUUUAUGUCUCCAAAUACAUAUCAGCAGCACCAUGAGUCAUUCCAGAUCAUACAUGUUAUAAGAACUGGUCAAAUACAUCCACAAGUAUGGAAUCCGACAUAAUUGUGGAAGGAUUUCGAAAAAGUAUUGACAUGUAUAAUAUUAUUUAUAAAAGACUUGUUGGGGAUGGUGACAGUAGCGUCUAUAAAAAACUGAUCGAGGCUCGCCCAUAUGGAAGUUUACAUGUGGAGAAAAUUGAGUGCAGGAAUCAUUUAUUAAGAAAUUUUUGCUCCAAAUUGCGUGAAAUAUCUAGUAAAAAAAGAAGCAACAGUACAAAUAAUCCGGUUUCACCAUACCUGCGCAAACAUAUUUUGAACAAUAUACGAAGGAUGAGAACUGCUGUUGCAAUGGCUGUUACUCAAAGAAAUAAAGAAGAUAAAAGCUUUAGUAUUAAAAUAGAAAAUCUUACUAAAGAUUUAAAAAAUAUACCAUCCCACGUAUUUGGAGAGCAUCUAAACUGUACAGCCAUAGGAUAUUUUAGAUGUGAUAAAAAGUUUGGAGAAAAAAAUUAUAUUGAAGAAAUGAAGGCAUGUGGGGUUUUGCAAGACAUUGAAGUUUGUCUAAAUAGACUCAUAUUGCAUGCUUCCAGUUUGUUAAGAAAUAUGGACAAUAAUGUAGCUGAACAUUAUAACUCUGUGGUAUGCAAGUUUAUUGGCGGAAAGCGCAUCAAUUUUUCAAAAAGAGGGUCUUAUCAAAUACGGUGUGAAGCUGCAGCCCUAUCUUAUAAUCUUGGAAGCGGAGAAUACCACAGACAAAUUUUUAAAUCAAUUGCUGAAAAAAGUCCUUCUGGUCAUACAAAAAAAUUUAUUAAUAGAGUUAAACAAAGACGUAUUAAUACUCUUAAAAUAAGACCAAAAACCCUAUUUAAAAAACGAAAUAAAUCAAUUGCGCUUCCUGAUAAAGAUUAUGGGGAUCAGGAGGCAGAUAAUAGCAUACAGCCAGACAUGGAAGAAAAUUUAUUUGAAGAAAAAAAAAAGGAAUUUUUAGAAGAACUCGAAAAAAAUGAAAAUGAGAUUAAGGAUUUAGAGAUUAGUACCAGAGGACAAGGAGGAAAUCCAAAGUGGUAUCAAGAAAGGAGUUUAAGGCUUACAGCAUCAAAUUUUGGAAAUAUUUGCAAAAUGCUAGAAAAAACAAAUUGCAAAAAUAAAGUAAAAGCAAUUCUUUAUUCCAAGUUUCGGGGCAAUAAACACACUAAGUAUGGCACCGAAAAAGAACCAUUUGCUAUUCAACAAUUUGAGGAAACCUACAAUUUAAAAGUUGAAAUGUGUGGUCUUUUUAUUGAUUCCGAAUGUUGUGCUUUGGCUGCUAGCCCUGAUGGGCUAGUUGGCUCAAGAGGAUUAGUAGAAGUAAAGUGCCCAUCAACAGCUUCAGCAAUCAGUCCUACAGAAGCUAUCAAUAAAAAAAUAAUCAAGUUUGCCACCCUUGAUGAAAAUGGACAGAUGCAUUUAAAACAGAACCAUGAUUAUUUUUAUCAAAUCCAAGGCCAGCUUCAUAUCACAAAAAGAGAUUUUUGUUAUUUUAUUUUAUGGACACCUAUGGGGAUGCUGGUAGAACAGAUUUGGCGGCAGGACUCAUUCUGGAAUGACAAAAUGAUAGGAAAAUUAAAAAGUUUCUAUUACAAUUGUUUAUUACCGGAAAUUAUCGACCCGCGAUAUAGUAGAGGACUGGAAAUAAGAAAUCCAUCGAGAAAAUAACAACAUUUUAAUUUUAAAAUAGGUAUAUUAAUAGAUUUUUGCAAAUAUAAAACUGUACUUUUUAAAAUAAAAUUUAAAAUAUAAGUAUGUAUAUAAUUGUUUUUUCAAUAAGAUUAGGGCAAAAUGUAUAACAGUUAAAAAAAAAUGUUUAAAAAAAAACAAUUAUACAUAGAUUUUGUAUAAAAAAUGUAUAUUUUUUUAAAAAUGCCUCUUAAAAACUCCCCCGUACAUCAUUAACAAAAAGUCUCGCAAAAAGUUUAAUAAUAAUUGUAGCAAAAAAAAAAUUAUAUGAAAUAGGAUCGAGCACCCCAUUUCAAAGAAAAAUUUUGCCAAUAAUCGACAAUCGUAAUGUCUCAUUAUUCAAGUUUCAUAAUUCCCUGCGCCAUGCUAUUCCAUCCUCACCAGAUUUAUAUGACACGCGAGAACCUAUCGGUUUGGUCGCCGCUUUGAAAUGACCCCUUCCCUUCAUCCUUCCGCUGAGUGUUGCCAUAUGUUGGGUGAGCCAAAAAAUCGCCUAUAUUUUGAAAUCCGAGUUGGUCACGUGCUGAUGGAUGCUCUUAAGAUUA
Messenger RNA from Anthonomus grandis grandis, 3783 nucleotides. RefSeq lists its product as uncharacterized. NCBI's taxonomy places the organism in Eukaryota, Metazoa, Arthropoda, Insecta, Coleoptera, Curculionidae. The coding region runs from base 1571 to 3217 and encodes 548 amino acids. The transcript is spliced from 5 exons. The record is from RefSeq and is a predicted model, not a curated record.